This is a messenger RNA of Staurois parvus, 291 nucleotides long. The record is from the annotation of a GenBank genome assembly. NCBI's taxonomy places the organism in Eukaryota, Metazoa, Chordata, Amphibia, Anura, Ranidae.
GUUUUAGAAUACAGAGUUAGAUCAAUGUGGCAGGAAUGUAAAUCAAUGAUGCUCAAAAUUCAUAUAUGGUUAUGACAGCAGUUUGUUAUUUCUGCUAUGUGUUGUCCACAAGGGCGGACUGCCCAUUUGGGCAUUUUGGAAUUGCCCAAGGGCCCAGGGUCAGUAAAGGGCCCCAUGAGAGGUCCUUGUCAACUUGCCCAUAAUAUCUUGAUGAGGCUUGAGUGUGGGCAGGGACACGGAGGCCCCAUGAUCUCCUAUUGCCCGGGGGCCCCAUGGGUUGUCAGUCCGCCG